AUGGGUUUUCCAACAAAAUGGGGCGUAGUGAUAUUUUUACUACUUAACAUUGUGCUUAGUUUGAGUGUAGUGACAUUUGGAGAUGGUGAUGUUAAGACAGAAAGAUAUGAUGAUGAGGAUUGUGGGUUUAGAGGGUGUUAUGGUGGUCCAAGAGGCGGACGGUAUGGCGGCCCGGGGCGUUGGGGUGGACCGAGAGGAGGACGGUUUGGUGGUCCGGGGCAUUUUGGUGGUCCCGGUAGAGGUGGUGGGUUUGGUGGAGGAGGGGGGUUAGGUGGUGGUGGAGGUCUAGGUGGUGGUGCCGGAGGAGGUUUAGGUGGUGGAGGUGGUUUAGAAGGCGGUGGAGGUGCGGGAGGAGGUCUUGGUGGUGGUGGAGGAUUAGGAGGCGGUAGUGGAGGUGGACUAGGUGGUGGGGGUGGUCUUGGAGGAGGAGGUGGGGGUGGUCUUGGAGGUGGUGCAGGUCAUGGGGGAGGUUUUGGUGCCGGUGGAGGAGUUGGAGGUGGAGCAGGAGGUGGUCUUGGUGGUGGUGCAGGCGGAGGUGGAGGCGCUGGAGGUGGUGGUGGAGUUGGAGGAGGUGCAGGUGGAGGAUUUGGGGCUGGUGGAGGAGUAGGAGGAGGUGCUGGAGGAGGUCUUGGUGGAGGUGCUGGAGGAGGAGGUGGUGCUGGUGGAGGAGGUGGAUUAGGCGGUGGUUCAGGUAAAGGAGGAGGAUUUGGAGCUGGUGGAGGUGUAGGAGGUGGUGCUGGAGGAGGUCUUGGUGGAGGUGCUGGAGGAGGAGGGGGUGCUGGUGGAGGAGGUGGAUUAGGCGGUGGUUCAGGUAAAGGAGGAGGAUUUGGAGCUGGUGGAGGCGUUGGAGGUGGUGCCGGGGGAGGUCUUGGUGGUGGUGCUGGAGGAGGAGGUGGAGCCGGUGGAGGUGGUGGACUUGGUGGUGGUUCAGGUCAGGGUGGAGGAUUUGGAGCUGGUGGUGGAGUUGGAGGUGGUGCAGGAGGAGGCCUUGGAGGCGGUGGUGGAGCUGGUGGCGGAGGAGGAGGUGGUCUAGGUGGUGGAUCUGGCCAUGGUGGAGGAUUCGGUGCAGGAGGUGGUUUAGGUGGUGGGGCUGCUGGUGGAGGAGGUGGAGGAGGCGGUGGUGGUGGUGGUGGUCUUGGUGGAGGAGUAGGUCAUGGUGGUGGCUUUGGUGCUGGAGGUGGGGUUGGAAGUGGGGCUGGAGGAGGACUCGGAAGUGGUGUAGGCUUAGGCGGUGGGCACGGGCUAGGUGGCGGAGGAGGAAUCGGAAUUGGAGUCGGCAUUGGUAUCGGGGUCGGAGUCGGUGCAGGCAAAGGAGUAGGCAGUGGUGUUGGUGUAGGUGGCGGAGGAAGGCGAUAA
Messenger RNA from Spinacia oleracea (spinach), 1356 nucleotides. RefSeq names its product glycine-rich cell wall structural protein 1-like. Lineage: Eukaryota; Viridiplantae; Streptophyta; Magnoliopsida; Caryophyllales; Amaranthaceae. The coding region runs from base 1 to 1356 and encodes 451 amino acids. The transcript has a single exon. The record is from RefSeq and is a predicted model, not a curated record.